Molecule: messenger RNA, 2796 nt
Organism: Suillus fuscotomentosus
Lineage: Eukaryota; Fungi; Basidiomycota; Agaricomycetes; Boletales; Suillaceae
Exons: 10
Coding region: 1-2796 (931 amino acids)
Source: RefSeq, a predicted model, not a curated record
AUGUCUUCUCAAUCUGCUUCUGCUGCGGCUGCCAACCAGGCUCUCAUUGCUCUUGUCGCCCGGCUCGAUGACAUGGUUCAAGAUGUUCUCCGGUUGCAGUCUCAGGAUGAGAAAAUGGAGUUGAGCCACGAGAUUGCUUGUGAAGUGAAUGUCACAAUUCGUUCAUAUGGGAGGGACGCUUCAUAUGUUCCCCCUGGCCUGCUGUCACUUGCAGCUGAGAUCUUUCGCGCUCAGAGGCGCACCUCACAAUUGGUGGUAGUACCGGAUUGGAACCAUCUUGGUAACAAUCAGGAUAUGUGCAUGAAGCAUCCAUUGUACAGUAAGACAUUGGGUCAUGCGCCGCCUGCUUCACCUGCAGCUACUGCUCCUGCAUCUGCACCUGCACCUGCACCGGUACCUACUCCUGCACUGGUACCUGCCCCACCACCGGUACCUGCCCCACCACCGGUACCUGCCCCACCACCGGUACCUGCCCCACCACCGGUACCUGUUCCAGUACCGGCACCAGCCUCUGCACCGACACCGGCACCACGCAUCAGCAUUCACAUACCUAAAGAUCAGCCCCCUUUGCCCCGUGUCAACCGGGCCCGGAAGCCUGCACCAAAGUCGAAGGCAAUUUUGUCUGACACUGACACUACCGACAAUGACAAGGCAAAGGGGAAGGGGAAGGGGAAGGAGAAGGGGAAAGGGAAGGCAAAGGCACCAGAAGAUCAUGGCGAUGAGGAUGGCGAGGGGAUCGAUGUGGAUGAUCUUCUGGACAUUGAGCCCCGGAAAUCAACUCGUCAGGCUGUCAUCGUUGUCAAAAAGAAGGGCAGUGCGUCGAAGGCAAGUCAGCGGGUUGUGAUUCAGGACAAUGAAGAGGAUGAAUUGGAGGAUGAGGAUGAUGAUACACAAGGCAGGCCAAAGGCAAGUUCAUUAUUUUACUUCACAUUUACCGGUCUAUCACUCAUCACGAUGCAGGCCACUGUCAGACCAGGGAAACAGCAAAAACUGUCCAUGCAGCCCAAGGGCAAGGCCACCAGCAAGGGCAAAGUGCCAGAACCGCCCCGCGUUGAUGAACCCCAUCCGCCUUGUGAUAGAUGUCUGGCCAAGAAUGUCGAGUGUUUCCCCCGAUUGACGAAGAAAGGCGAGAUCGCCUCAACUUGCUCAUUGUGCUAUCUGUGGAAGAUGGCAUGCAUCCGGACUAACACAGAGAGCGCACCCACCACCUCUGCCAACACCAUUACCCCCAUCACCGUCACUGCACCACCUGCAGUCGCAGUAGCCACUCGCUCCAAGACCAUCCGGUCCAAAGCCACCGGAGAGAAGAUGAGUUGGAAAUCCAAGGCGAAAGGCAAGUCUUUUGUUUCCGGCAAGGAUAUCCAGCACCCAAGUCCUAUCGAAGAGGAGGACAACGUCAAUGAUGUCCAGAUGGUUGCUGCCGGCGGUUCGGCACAACAACCGGCCCCUUUGGCAUCCGCACACAAUUUCCCUCCUGAUCAUUGGGUGGAGCCCGGCAAUGAUGAGAUGCCACCUUCAUCACCAGCCAUGGCCUCGGAGGACAAUAUCCGGUUCUCGCCGUUACCGGUCGUUUUCAACCAUCCCUCUCCUGUCUCUCCUUCUGGACCCGGUCAUUCCACCCAAUACCCUCUCUCUCAUGAUGAGAUGGAGGCCAUGUUGGCCCAAAUUCGCAUCAAGAUGGAAGAACUGCGCACACACGAUCGAAUGGAAAUUGACGUCCGGCAUGAUCGCUUGGAGAAUCGCAUGGACAUCGCCGAGGCAUCUGAUAGCGCCAUGUCCAUGCAGAUUGAUGACAUAGGGCGGGAUAUGCGUGUGCAGAAGGGACUCCUUGCUGAGUGCACGGCUGAAGUCACAGCAUCAACUCCACCGGCAUUUAAUCCACCCCCCAUGACAGCCCAUGACCCAUCUAUCAGUGCGUUUGCUCGCACUGUGACCAACAAUGUGUUCACUCCGGAUGUCUCUUGGAUGGGUGCCCAGACCGGUGGUGAUAUGUUGGGUGAUACUGCAGAUGGAUCACCGGUUGCAAGGCACAACCGGGUGCCAUCCAAUUCCACCAUCAUCCCUUCACUGACCAUGAGGGAAUCCGGCCCAUCUGUUCCUCCGGUUGGUGCACCACCUGUGCAAUCUCCUAUUCUCCCGGUCGCCGGGCCAUCAAAUGUGCCAGCUGAUUCCCAGUCCGUCUCAGCUCCUUUGCCAUGCCCGCGCUUUGGACCUCUAUUGCACCAAGGUCGCGGACAUCCGGCUCAUCUGUAUUAUCCAUCUCGCCUUCACCUCUUGCACACCGGAGGUCCGGCACAUCUGUAUCAUCCAUUUCACCUUCACCUCUAUCGGACAGCUGACGUCCGGCUCAUCUGUAUCAUACAUUUCACCUUCACCUCUCGCACACCGGAAGUCCAGCUCAUCUGUAUCAUCCAUAUCACCUUCACCUCUCACACACCGGAAGUCCGGCUCAUCUGUAUCAUCCAUCUCACCUUCACCUCUGUCCCACAACGCUCUUCCGGCUCAUCUGUAUCAUCCAUACCGGCAAAUAUUUCCAUUAUCCACCGGGUGGAAUAUCAUGAGGCCCACCUGUCUCCAUUUCACCCGGUACCCCCGGCCCACUCGUCUUCCAUUGUGCUUCAAAUACCGGCCCACUCGUCUCCAUUGCACCCUUACCCCCGGCCCACUCGUCUCUAUUGUCCUUCGCAUACCGGCCCACCCGUCUCCAUUGCACCCCAUACCCCCGGCCCACUCGUCUUCAAUUGUACUUCUCAUCCCAGCCCACCCGUCUCUAUUGUACUUCGCAUACCGGUGUAG